Molecule: messenger RNA, 2025 nt
Organism: Cuculus canorus (common cuckoo)
Lineage: Eukaryota; Metazoa; Chordata; Aves; Cuculiformes; Cuculidae
Gene: AAMP
Product: angio associated migratory cell protein
Exons: 11
Coding region: 65-1336 (423 amino acids)
Cellular component (GO): cytosol
Molecular function (GO): protein binding
Source: RefSeq, a predicted model, not a curated record
GCGGGCGGAAGGCGGGCGGGGCGCACGGCGGAAGCGGCGGGCGGGGCGCGCGGGCAGGGCCGGCAUGGAGCCCGCCGAGGGGCCUGGGGCGCUGGGCUUCCACGGCGACGAGGAGAUCAUCGAGGUGGUGGAGCUGGGCCCGCCCGGGCCGGAUGACCUGGCCGAUGAGAUGGAGGACGUGGACUUUGACGACGAGGGGGCGGAAGAGCCCGAGGCCGAAGCUUGGGAGACGGAGGAUGACGAGGGGGUGGAGGACGGCAUGGAGGCGCAGGACGACAGCGAGGUCACGUUCUCCCUGCACUCGGCUUCUGUUUUCUGUGUGAGCCUCGACCCCAAGACCAACACACUGGCGGUGACGGGUGGGGAGGAUGACAAGGCCUUUGUGUGGCGUGUGAGCGAUGGAGAGCUCCUGUUCGAAUGCUCAGGACACAAGGACUCGGUCACCUGUGCUGGCUUCAGUCAUGACUCUGUGUUUGUGGCCACGGGUGACAUGUCUGGGCUUAUCAAAGUGUGGCGAGUGGACUCUAAGGAAGAAGUGUGGUCCUUUGAGGUGGGAGACUUGGAGUGGAUGGAGUGGCACCCUCAAGCCCAUGUCCUUCUGGCUGGCACAGCUGAUGGCAACUCCUGGAUGUGGAAGAUCCCCAGUGGAGACUGCAAAACCUUCCAGGGCCCUGCGUGCCCAGCCACGUGCGGCAGGAUCCUGCCUGAUGGGAAGCGAGCGGUGGUGGGAUAUGAAGAUGGCACCAUGCGCAUCUGGGACCUGAAGCAGGGAACUUCGCUGCAUGUCCUGAAAGGCCAGGACGGCCACCAGGACCCCCUGACAUGUGUGGCCAGCAACCAGGAUGGCAGUUUGAUCAUGACGGGCUCUGUGGACUGUCACGCUAAGCUGGUCAACUCUGCUACAGGCAAGGUGGUGUGCGUGUUCAAGCUGGAGAGCAUGGCCCCCAAGGUCCCUGCUGGCGAGGGUGAGGAGGUGGAGUCCAACUCGGUGGAGUCGCUGGGCUUCUGUAAUGUGAUGCCGCUGGCUGCUGUGGGUUACCUGGAUGGCACACUGGCUAUCUACGAUCUCUCCACACAGAGCUUGAGGCAUAAGUGCCAACACGAGUCAGGGAUCGUGCAGUUGCUGUGGGAGGAGACCUCAGCCGUGGUGUACACCUGCAGCCUGGACGGGGUCGUGCGGCUCUGGGACGCCCGCUCUGGGAAGAUGAUCAGCGAGUACCGAGGGCACUCAGCUGAAAUCCUUGACUUUGCUGUCAACAAGGAUGCUUCCAUCGUGGUGACAACCUCUGGUGACCACCAAGCCAAAGUCUUCUGUGUCCAGCGUCCUGAUCGCUAGGAACUGCUGAGGAAUCGUGUCCUGGCUCGUGUACAGAGGGAUGAGGGACAUGGGUUUCACCACCCUUCUCCAGUGUGUGCUUUGUAAUUUUCCAGCCUACCCAACUCUGCCCUCACCAUCUCGGGGCCAAGCCUGGGGUUUUGUAUAAAAAUGUCUUUAAUUAUAUAAAUUAUUUCACUUAAUGGGAUGCCAUCCACUGCUUGUUAGGGGACAGAGGAUCUGGGGAGCUGUGCUUCCUCCUACCCUUCUCAGGGAUCUCCCCAGCAUCCAGCCCUGGACAGAAGGUCAACAGUGGGUGAUUUUAUUCUGGUCUGAGUGGAGGCAGACACCCCCGGGUUGCUUUCCCUGUUAGGGGCAAUGAGGGGCUGAGGGUAGGAGGGAGGGAUGCCAACUGUUAACUGAGGGUAGGAGAAUUGUGCUCUGUGCAGUCUAGGAGUGGCCCAAGGCAACAGGAUACUUGCUCCUAGACCUGGGAACAGCACCCUCGCUUCAGCCCCCAAGACAGAAAUGACCACAAGUAAUUUGCUCUGAGACAGUAAUUACUCCCCUUGUGUCUGUGGCUCCAAAAAUACCUUCCAGAGCAAGGCCACAGGCAUUGACAAGCCAAAGCCCUCACAGCCCCUUAAGAUAGAAAGAUCUCCUUUAUUAAUGAACCCCAACAGUAUUUCUUCAGAUACAGGAGUUUUGAA